AUGAAUUAUAUUUUAUUAUUUAUUAUUUCAGAUUUACAAACAAUUAAUAUAACAUUACGUAUUCUUUAUCGAGCAAGAGCUGAACUUUUACCAAAAAGUUUUACAAAUUUAGGUUUAGAUUAUGAAGAACGUGUGUUACCAUCAAUUACUAAUGAAAUUUCAAAAUCUGUUGUAACGCAUUUAAGUUUUGGACCUGAAUUUACAAGCGCUGUUGAAUUAAAACAAGUUGCACAACAAGAUAUUGAAAAACAACGAUUUUUAGCUGAACAAAGUCGUCAAGCAAAUGUUAUUGCAGCAGAAGGUGUUGCUCGUACAGCUAAUUUGAUUGGCAAAGCUUUAGAUGAAGCUGGUGAUGAUAAAUUUUCGAAUGUCUUUCAUUAUCUUGUCUUACUUUUGUUUUAA
This is a messenger RNA of Rotaria sordida, 402 nucleotides long. NCBI's taxonomy places the organism in Eukaryota, Metazoa, Rotifera, Eurotatoria, Philodinida, Philodinidae. The record is from the annotation of a GenBank genome assembly.